GGUGAGUUGGGAAUACAAUUGUUGGUUAGUCCAGUAUACGUGAAGUGGUCUAUUCGCAAGGAAACUUUGAAGAGUUUCUGUAACCUUCCGAGCAAAUAACACACAUUUAAACAAACCAAUGGAAAACAACGAAACAGACGAAAAGGGUGUUAAAUAUUAUCGAUUGUCAGAGGUGGAGGAACGGAACUCUUUUAAAAGCACAUGGAUUAUCAUUCAUAAUAAAGUGUACGACGUCACAAAGUUUCUCGAGGAGCACCCGGGUGGAGAGGAGGUGCUGCGAGAGCAGGCGGGUGGAGAUGCCACAGAGAGUUUUGAAGAUGUCGGCCACUCGACAGAUGCACGCGAGAUGGCCAGUUCUAUGCUCAUAGGAGAGCUGCAUCCGGAUGAUAGGGACAAGUUUUCCAAACCACCAGAAACACUUGUAACGACCGUACAAGAAAGCACAAGCUGGUGGUCAAACUGGUUGAUACCUGCCGUCGCUGCAGUAAUCGUCACGUUGAUGUACCGUAUAUACACGGCAGAAGAGGCAUGAUGGGAUGUUUUUCUCGCUGUGCUUACAACUAUAGUACCCAUAAUCCAUUUCAGGUUUUCCCAUUACCAUAAAGAUUCUACUAAUGAAGGCAACUUUUGUGUUAGUUUCACUGUUUGUUGUCACGUAUCCCUGGAGAUUUAAAUACUGAUAUAUGCAGAUGUUUUUAUGAAAGGAUAUUUUAGAUCUAGCGUUAUAAAUAUUAGGGGUGGGAGAAAAAAAUCGAUUCUCCGAUGCAUCGCAAUUCUCUCUUCAAUCGAUUCGGAAUGUUUCAGAGUGAAUAUAAAAUAAGGCGGGCUUCAUUGCACAGAAUUUGCGCUGUGAGACACGUGCACAUUGCUUGACAGCGUGAGCUUCCACCCGCCGUGGUUUACUUUAGAUAUGCUUUCAUUUAUAUCGUUUGGAAUGCAGUACUAUUAGAUGCAUGAAACUCGUGCACUGACAGACUUUGACUUUUGUUUGUCCUGAAGCUCGAUUGGUUUUCGGAACACUUAUUUUAAAUAAGUAAUUGUUUUAAAAAGUAGCCUGCUUAUAUAAUAAAAAAUAAUAAUAAUAAAAAAAGUAAAUUUUGCAUAAAACAAAUAUGAAAAUGUAGCCAUGUGCAGUAAUAUUAAACACUGAGAAUGUGACGCAUCGUUAUAUUGAGUUGAUGGUGAUAAUUGUAAUUGAAUCGAAUCGUGAAACCAAGAUUCACACCCCUACUUUUAAGAUGGCAGUACUGACACACAGAGAUUCCAACUAUAAACAAAAAGCAUAGAAACUCCAAUUUUGGUUAAGAUGUAAAGAUGUAUUUGCACAGCAGAAGAAUUAAUUGGGGAAAAAAUGUAGAUCAAGAAUCGUUUUGGAAUCGGAUCGGAUCGUGAAGUGCCUGAAGAUUCCCACCCCUAAAUAAUAUGCAUACUCAAUAUGAAGUUUUGAUUGUCUUAAUUAUUUUCUGUUGUGUAAUACUAUGUGUACACCAUUUAUUCGGUUGAAAUGUCCAUGCUGAAGUGGGGAAUAUACUGAAUAUGAUCACAUACAUAAAGACAACAUUUUGUUCCUCAAAUAAAUAAUUUAGUUUCACUUCAGAUGUCAUUAAUGUUCAUGUCAUUGCAAGCUGAAUGUAGUUGCAUCAGAGAGAAAUGAUACAAAAGUACAAAUUCUCAACAAAAAAAAACGACUGAAUAAAAUGCAAGGUGUUACUGUUUAUUAACAAAAUCAGGUAAUUAUUUUGUCAUUAAUAUGCCAAUUCUGACAGAUUCACUGGAUGUUCUGACAAUAUUCAUAUUUAUCCACAAAAUCAAAAGUAAAAAACUAAAACAAAAACAACAAUAAAUAAAUUAAAUGAAGUUUUUAGGGUCAUUUGUGUUUAACUGAUUAUAUAUAUACACUGUGAUUAUACAUUUCCUGUUUUUUCUUUUGUAUUUGGAGUGAAAUAUGAACCGGACACGUUCAACAUGUGAUUGUACACAGCCUAACUAACCAAAAAUAUAAUUAUGUGCUUUAUUAGACAAUCAGCUAGCAGUCACCAUGUCAUUAUCAGUUGUGAAGUGAAACACGGUUAUAAUCAUAUUUUUGGUUGCAAGUUACAUAUUGAUGUGCCAUUUAAAUGCAUAUCAGUGUACCACCAUGAACGGUGCUUAUACAUUCCCUUUUUUUCAUUGUUUAACAAAAAUGAAUGUAAGAUACUUGAUAUAAGAUACAAGCAGCUUUUCCAUAGAAACAUCCUUCCAGAUGUUUUCAGUGUGUGUUCAUUGCUGUUUCAGUGCUGCUCCACACUAAUGCUAACGGCUGAGAGAAUGACACAUUGUAACGUGUGCCAGUGUUUUGUGUCAUGUUGACUGAAUGCAGCAGACAAAUCGUUCAGCUUUAUUGUGUCCCAAUAAACAAAGAAACUGAU
This is a messenger RNA of Onychostoma macrolepis, 2408 nucleotides long. RefSeq names its product cytochrome b5 (gene cyb5a). The coding region runs from base 119 to 532 and encodes 137 amino acids. NCBI's taxonomy places the organism in Eukaryota, Metazoa, Chordata, Actinopteri, Cypriniformes, Cyprinidae. Gene Ontology annotation, cellular component: intracellular membrane-bounded organelle; membrane. The record is from RefSeq and is a predicted model, not a curated record. The transcript has 5 exons. Gene Ontology annotation, molecular function: heme binding.